This is a messenger RNA of Ceratosolen solmsi marchali, 648 nucleotides long. RefSeq names its product mitochondrial protein import protein ZIM17. Bases 42 to 635 code for a protein of 197 amino acids. The record is from RefSeq and is a predicted model, not a curated record. The transcript has a single exon. Gene Ontology annotation, cellular component: mitochondrion. Gene Ontology annotation, biological process: protein stabilization; protein import into mitochondrial matrix; protein folding. Gene Ontology annotation, molecular function: protein-folding chaperone binding; zinc ion binding. NCBI's taxonomy places the organism in Eukaryota, Metazoa, Arthropoda, Insecta, Hymenoptera, Agaonidae.
GUCAUUUCAUAAAAGUGAUUUUUCAAAUAAAUCCUUGAAAUAUGUUUUUAUCUCGACAAAUUUUGAAUCACGGAUUCAGAAUAUUAUUAAAACGCCUACCAAAUACGAUAGGUAUACAAAAUGUACAUAAUAAAGUUAUUUUCUUACAACACAGUAAUUUUUCUUUGUCAAGAAGAAGCUUAUUAGAAGCAAAUAGUAAUAUAUUAUCAGAGAGUGAUAAUAGUAAUGAAGUUGAAAAACAAAAGUUGGGACAAAUCAAAGCAAAGUUAAAAAUUGUAUUUACUUGUAAAAAAUGUAAUAUCAGAAGUAGUAAAAUUAUUUCGAAACUUGCUUAUGAGAAAGGAGUUGUAAUCGUUCGUUGUGAUAAAUGUAAAAAUAACCACUUAAUAGCUGAUAAUUUAGGAUGGUUUGAUAACAACGCAUGUCGAAAUAUUGAAACAAUUUUGAGAAAAAAAGGUGAAGAAGUUAGAAAAAUACAAGACGAUCAAGAGGGUUAUUUUGAAGCUAUCGCUAACGAAACAUUCAAAACUGUAGCUGCCAUAAGAAAUGAAGCAAUUGAUAAAAAAAUAAUCGAAGAGGAUAAUAACCAAUUAAAUGUCCAAUCUGAAAACAUCGAAAAUUAUAAGAAUAAAUAAAAAGACGCUUAUA